AUGGCCACCUUCGCCGCCUUCCUGCUGGUCUACGUGAUCGGCGGCCUGACCUUCGUGCCCUUGUGCGUCGCCGCCGCCGUCUACCUCGCGCUGCUCGCCUGCCCGCGCCACGAUGCCCACAGCUCCGACGAGCUCGACGACGCCGCCCCCGCGAACCUCCCUCCCGAGCUCAACGCGCGCAAGACCGAGCCCGACGUGGCCGCCGGCUACUUUGCCGUCUGCCGCGAGUAUGUGCCCGGCGGCGUCAACGGCAAGCCGCCCGAGCGCACCACGCCCGCCGGCGCCGUCGUGGGCGUCGAGAGCCCCAGCGUCUACCAGAGCAUGUACCGCACCAUCUUCGAGCGCAACCGCGCCCAGAGCCCCAGCAUGGAGGCCGCCAAGCAGAAGAAGGCCCGCAACGUCUUCUUCGUCGUGCUCAGGCACGGUCAUCUGAUCCUCUUCGACGACGCCGAGCAGGUCGAGGUGCGCUACGUCAUCUCCCUGGCCCACCGCAUCGUCGACGUCUACGCCGGCGGCGAGGCCAUUCCCGAGGGCGAGCUGUGGAUCAAGCGCAACUGCAUCCGCCUGCGCCGCGCCCCCGACCAGGCCGAUUCCGAGGCCGAGGCCCGCCCCUUCUACCUGUUCUCCGACAACAGCUCCGAGAAGGAGGACUUCUACUUUGCCCUGCUGCGCAACCAGGAGCGCCAGACGGGCAUGCCCAUUUCCCCGCCGCUCCAGUUCGAACAGCCACACGUCGUGAAGCUAGUGCAGCAGCUGCAUGCCUCGGAGGAGACACUGCAGACGCGGUGGAUCAACGCCCUGGCCGGCAGGCUGUUUCUUGCCUUGUACAAAACGCCCAAUGUUGAAGAUUUCAUCCGCACCAAGAUCACCAAGAAGAUAUCGCGUGUGGCCAAGCCCGCCUUCCUCCAGAGUAUCACAAUCCAGCGCAUCGUGAUGGGCGACAGUGCUCCCAUGGUUACGAACCCCAAGCUGCGCGAACUGACUCUUGACGGAGACCUGACUGCAGAGGCUGACGUCAGGUACAAUGGCAAUUUCCGCCUCGAGAUAGCCGCCGUCGCCCGCAUUGAUCUUGGCUCGCGCUUCAAGGCGCGCUACGUCAACAUGGUGCUCGCCGGCAUUCUGAAGAAGCUGGAGGGCCACGUCUUAGUCCGCGUGAAGCCUCCGCCCAGCAAUCGUCUCUGGAUCACCUUCGAGCACCCUCCCAAGAUGGAAAUGGCCAUCGAGCCCAUCGUGAGCUCGCGCCAGAUCACCUAUGGUAUGAUUUUGAGAGCUAUUGAGAAUCGGAUCCGCGAAGUCGUGACCGAAACCCUUGUGCUGCCCAAUUGGGAUGAUAUGCCGUUCUUCGACACCAUCGCCCAGCCUUUGAGAGGUGGUAUAUGGGAAGAUGCAUCCAAAGCUCCCGUCUCCCCUGAUGCUGCGCAUGAGCCUCCCGUGGACGACACCUCGAUGGACGAUGUGCAUGAAGAGCCCACCGUUUCGCAUUUCGUGCGCAAGGACGAGAAGACAAUGAGCAUGCCCAACUUGGGAGAGUCGGACGUCUCGAGCCUCAAGUCUCGGAAAACUGCAAAAUCAGUGAUGUUAGCCGGCGACAGCGCCUCUGCAAGUGGUGUUGAAGUCCGCUCCUCGGCCAGCAUGCCCAGGUCGAUGCGCUCAGGCUCGUUCGCCAGCAUCGCCCGGCCCAUCGUCGCCCAAGACACGGCCGUCGUGGAAGCUCAAAAGAGCCCGCAAAAGCACCAACAUGAUGCCAUUACAGCAAUCAAGGACAUUUCGUCGCGCUCAAUACCGACCUCACCCGUCGAAUCUCCCGUCGGUUCCCCGGCAAUGCCUGCUGGCCCCCUGGCUGAAGCGUCAGCCCACGGAGGAUUGAAGCAUGUCUCCGGACAGAAGGCGUCUGACAAUGGAGGGGACGCGAAACGAGCACCCGCACCAAAGACUGCUUGUGAUGAUGGCGACGCCAAGCCACCCACAGCUCCGAAGGAUGCAGGGAAGGUCGAAGGGUCGCGGGAACGGGGCCCGUCAUUUGGCAAAGCCGAAGAGGAUGUUGCUAGUUUUACUGAUCUUUUCGGGGAAUUUGUCCAUUCGCAACCGGAGCCCAUACCCCGUCCCGAGCCUGCCGCCUUCUCUGUCAAUUCAGAACAGAGCUCUCUAUACUCGCAAGCGACAGAUUCUACAGCGCAUUCCGACCUGAGCGCUAAAAGCUCUCUCUCGUCGCGCAAGACCUCGCUGUCCGAAAAACGUCAAAUGCUUAACAUGUCACUCAACUCGGCCACAACCGCAGCCAAGAAAUGGUUCGCCUCGCGCCAGCAGUCGAACACACCCCACUCGUCAUCCACCCCUUCCCACCCAUCGCCCUCCUUCCCCUCGUCAUCUUCUCCCGCCUCCACUACAGGUACACCGGCACGGUCUUCCAGCCCUACUCGUGAUCAAUCGCAGCAGCCGCCAUCAUUAUGGAGUCAAAGUACGCACUCGGACACAAAGUCGCACCAGGCGCAGGAGCACCCCAACCAUGACCGCGUUCCGAGCACUCCUCAUUCGUCCAUCUCUUCCGCUAAGGCCACAACACCGUCUUCGGUGUCGCCGCCGAAGAAUUCACGCCCGGACAACAAACCAUCGAGAAGCAGUUCCAUUAGCGUCCCCAUGGGCCGUGGUCAGCCGCUUCCGCCUCCCGGAGUUCCGCUACCUCCGCCCGCGAAGCCGGAAAACAAGUGGGUGCAAGGCAGCGCGCAGCUGCUGGGACUAGCCAAGAGGAAACCUGUGCCUUCUGCUUCGCCUGGGGCGGCGGCAUCGUCAUCGUCAGCCUCCGUCAUGGCGCCUCAUGGUGCCGGUAAUAUGAACGGGAAUGGAGGCGUAAACAAUGGUCAUGGAUUCGGGCCUGCCCACAUUAGUGGUCAGCAUCAGGAUGUUGGCGGGCAUACGGACUUUGUUGGAGCAGAUAUUCAGAUCCCAGCCGCAACGGCAGCGCCUGUAGGCAUGCAUUUAGGCAAAGAAGUUGGCGGGAAUGGCGCAGGAGACUCUUCGCACGUGCCGCUGCCGCUCGGUCACAACAGAACCACGUCAUCUUCGUCUUCGUUAUUCAGCGGCAGCAAUGACACGCCAACGCCAACAGCCACCACACCUGCUGCUGUCAACAGAUCGACGGAGAAAGCGAACGAAGCGGGCAGUGAUGAUGUGUCGACAGCGGCUCAACACAAGCCCUCCUCACCGCAGCAGCAACGGAAGCAGUCCAACUCUUCUGCAACUUCACACCACUCCGUCUCCGCCGCAUCCGAACCGUCGUCCCCGCCUCCGCCGCCCCUGCCGCCGAGGAGAAAGACUUUGGCGGUAUCACCUCGUCCCGGCGGUGAUGAUAAGAACAGGAAUGGGAGGCCGAAUAAUAAUGUCAAUAGAAGGACGAGGAGCCACCGUCUUCAUCGGCACGACGACGUGGGCGAAGAGCAACCGCAGCUCCUGGUCGUCGCCGCGCCGUUGGCGGAGAGCGAUGCGUCGUCGGCGCCGGUGACGCCGGAGGCGACGAAACAUGAGUUCGGAGGCGAGCUGGCGAAGAGGGGCGUGCGUGAUGACAAGAGGAAGGGCAAUGAUGAUGAUAACGAUGAUGACGAGGACGAAGACGAUGAUGAUGACGAUAGCGGUGAAAGGGGCCGGGAUGACGAAGAAGAUGAAGGGGAGAAUGGGUUGGAAGGAUCGGUAUUCGAUUUGGAGUUGGACGAGGGGGGUGACGACAUGCCUCCUACCUCUUCAUCUUCAUCGUCCGCCUUACCUUUCGUGUCCUCGGAGUCUGCGGGUGCGACGGUUGCUGCAAGGGUUACUCCACCUCACGUCCGCGAUGACGGGAAUGGCAAUGGCGCCGUGGCGAUGGGUGCACCGGCGGUCGGGGCUGCGUCUCUUUCUUCCCCGCCGGACUUACUGACUCAUCCACCUUCUCCUCCAGAGGCAGCGCUGGCGUCGAAGGACACCUUGUCGUCGCCGGGAAUGGUAAAUGCAAAAGGCGAGGCGGUGGCGAAGGAAAUGGACCAGGGUGGCAAGGGGAAGUCGAAGGGGAAGGGAUGGUUCACGUCGCCGAGCGCGUCGAGGAUUGAUGAUUUGCCACCGCAUAGGCGAUGA
This is a messenger RNA of Lasiodiplodia theobromae, 4101 nucleotides long. RefSeq names its product Integral membrane protein. The record is from RefSeq and is a predicted model, not a curated record. The transcript has 2 exons. Gene Ontology annotation, molecular function: lipid binding. The coding region runs from base 1 to 4101 and encodes 1366 amino acids. Lineage: Eukaryota; Fungi; Ascomycota; Dothideomycetes; Botryosphaeriales; Botryosphaeriaceae. Gene Ontology annotation, biological process: phospholipid transport. Gene Ontology annotation, cellular component: endoplasmic reticulum; ERMES complex.